Agrilus planipennis (emerald ash borer) is the source of this 1552-nucleotide messenger RNA. RefSeq names its product UDP-N-acetylglucosamine--dolichyl-phosphate N-acetylglucosaminephosphotransferase (gene Alg7). The record is from RefSeq and is a predicted model, not a curated record. NCBI's taxonomy places the organism in Eukaryota, Metazoa, Arthropoda, Insecta, Coleoptera, Buprestidae. Gene Ontology annotation, cellular component: membrane. The coding region runs from base 289 to 1500 and encodes 403 amino acids. Gene Ontology annotation, biological process: protein N-linked glycosylation; dolichol-linked oligosaccharide biosynthetic process. Gene Ontology annotation, molecular function: UDP-N-acetylglucosamine-dolichyl-phosphate N-acetylglucosaminephosphotransferase activity. The transcript has 4 exons.
CGUAUUUAAUAAAGUUAACAGGAUUCAUAAAAUUGAACACAAUUACAAAACCAGGGAAUUAAUUAACAGUUUACAGAGUAAAAAGAAAAAUACCUGUAAGAGAAAGAAAACAAAUCCCAUUUAUAUGCAUUCUGGAAAUAAAGACGAAAAAACAUUUAGUAUAUAUACAGAUAACCUUCCUAACCUAGAAAAUGUUUCUAACCAAGCAGUACGUUUUUAUUAUCAGUUUAAUGGAUGUUUUGAAGUGCUUAAAUCUAACUAUUUAGAAACACGUUUUUAUCCAAUAAAAUGGACGUUAAAGAACUGUGGCAAAUAGGGCUCCCAAUGUUUAUCAAUGUAGUAAUGUCUGUUGUUGCAUUUUUUACAACAAUGAAACUGAUACCAAAGUUUAAAAACACAUUUAUCAAAGCACACCUUUUUGGUAUAGAUAUGAAUAAACGUACAAGCGAGAAAAUACCUGAAUCAUUGGGAGUGUUAAGCGGAUGCAUUUUCCUUAUAACACUUUUUUUAUUUAUACCGGUUCCCUUUGGAAGUCGUUUUUUUAAUGGAGAAAUUCCCCAUGAUGAAUUUGUAGAAUUAUUAUCAGCAUUGCUGUCCAUAUGCUGUAUGACUCUCUUAGGAUUUGCUGAUGAUGUUUUGGACUUGAGGUGGAGACAUAAAUUGUUCCUUCCAACCAUAGCUUCACUGCCUUUGCUGAUGGUGUAUUACGUCAACUUUAAUUCAACUACUAUAAUAGUUCCAAAACCUUUGAGAGAAUGGUUGGGAUUAACAGUGAAUUUGGGAAUUUUAUAUUACAUAUUUAUGGGUCUUCUGGCAAUAUUUUGUACCAAUGCUAUAAAUAUAUUGGCUGGGAUAAAUGGUCUCGAAGUAGGUCAGAGCCUUGUUAUUUCUUCGUCACUUAUAAUCUUUAAUAUAAUUGAAUUAUCUGGGAACCAAUGGAAAGCACAUCGAUUUAGCUUAUUUUUCCUUGUCCCAUACACUGCUACUUCACUGGCUCUAUUCUGGUACAAUUGGUAUCCAUCAUUGGUGUUUGUUGGCGACACGUUUUGUUACUAUUCGGGAAUGACCUUUGCCGUUGUAGGCAUUUUAGGACAUUUUAGUAAAACAACGCUGCUUUUUUUUAUUCCUCAAAUAUUUAAUUUCCUGUAUUCAAUACCUCAAUUAUUUCAUUUAGUACCUUGUCCGAGACAUCGAUUGCCGAAAUUAGAUUCUAAAUUAGAUAAGUUGAACAUAAGUACGACUACCUUUAAAUAUAAUGAUCUAUCAUUUUUAGGAAAGUUAAUUGUUAAUAUUUUUAGAAUAUUUAGGAUAAUAAAAUGGCAAGAAAAAGAUGGUUAUGUGAUAACAAAUAAUUUUACAUUAAUUAAUUUAGUGUUACUUAUAACUGGACCAAUGCAUGAAGCUCGUUUGACCAUAUUUUUGUUGAUUAUACAAAUAAUUUGUACUGUAAUGGCUUUUAUCAUAAGAUAUCCUUUAGCUUACAUAUUUUAUGAUAUUUAAUCUAUCAUAUGAUUUGCUUCUACUUUUUUGGAAAAUAAAUAGUGUUGCUGAU